Messenger RNA from Erpetoichthys calabaricus (reedfish), 4068 nucleotides. It is a transcript of the gene cobll1b, whose product is annotated as cordon-bleu WH2 repeat protein-like 1b. Bases 451 to 3339 code for a protein of 962 amino acids. Gene Ontology annotation, molecular function: actin monomer binding. The transcript is spliced from 12 exons. The record is from RefSeq and is a predicted model, not a curated record. Lineage: Eukaryota; Metazoa; Chordata; Cladistia; Polypteriformes; Polypteridae.
UUUUGCAUGCACUUCGGGAACCUUGACUUGCUUAGCCCUACCUUGUCCCAAGGGAGUAGCAGCGGCGUGUCUGGUUUGAAAGAACUCAAUUGGGCAGCGAAACAGAACAGAGAGAAAUGUGUAACUGUGUUUAGCUGAAGAGAAGCUGAGAAGUCAGGAAGAAGUACGGCAUAUUAGUUUUGCGAUGUGAAAAGAGAGGACGGAACGCGCAGACGACGGGAGGAGCAGGCGCAGUAGGCGUGUUUGAAUUUGAAACCGUCCGUAUAUCGUGCUUUUUUUUUUUUUUACGUCUGAUUGCACCUGGUAAGCAGGACUGCCGGAUUCGUCGUCGGUUCUCCUCAGACCAUUGAUCUUCAGUUGAAGAUAAAACUCUGACACUUCCAUCAAAAACACGCUGUUCUGAUGGUGCAAUAGUUUCUCAAGGCAACUUGGACUUUUCCAGGUGUAAGAAUGGAGCAGAAAGAAAACUUGAUUGACAAAGACAUUGAACUGAUAGUGGUACUUCCUGGGGGCAAGGAGAAGAUCACUACUGUUCAUGGCAGCAAGCCAGUGAUGGAUGUAUUAAUUUUCCUGUGUGGGAUGUAUCAUCUGAAUCCAUCUAGCCAUACCAUAGAAUUAAUAUCCACUAACAGAAACCAAAUUAAAUUUAAGCCAAAUUCCCUAAUAGGCACACUGGAGGCAGAAAAAAUUUUAUUAAAGCCAAAAGCAACUGAAGAAAAGAACAAAAAAGCUCUACCAGUAGUGCCUGAGGUAACUGUUCGCUUAGUAAUAAACUAUAAAAAGACACAGAAAACAGUUUUAAGAGUUAGUCCCGAGGUUGCUUUGCAAAGCCUGAUUCCUGCAAUCAGUGAAAAAUGUGAAUUUGAUUCAAAAAACACAGUACUGCUGAAAAAUUUUCAGUCAAAGGAAGUGUUGGAUUUAACAAAGUCCCUCAAUGAUUUAGGACUAAGGGAGCUCUAUGCGCUGGAUAGUAGAGGUAUUUCUACAGAUGUGCAAAUUGUUCAAGAUGCAGUCCAAACAAGUCAAGACAGUAUUUUAAAGGAGAAAGAAAAAGGAUUCUUCAGCAUGUUUAGAAGGAGUAAGAAAAGACAGGACCAGGUUGCAAGUGCUCCCGCAUCACCAGCGAUUCAACAGAGGCCUGGCAGCAUGAACUCUUUAAGUGCCAAUGUUUCUACUUUUUGCUCAAACACACUCCCUUCUGAAAGGCCAAAGAAAAGACAGGCUCCACUUCCUCCAAUGGCAGCAUCACAGAGUAUGCCUAAGGACCUGAGCAGCAUGCAGGCCGAACCUGAAAGUAAGCAGGAACUUCCACAAUUAAGUAGAGCAGCUUCAUCAGAGUCUUCUUUAAAACGAACAAAAAGAAAAGCUCCUCUACCACCCUCUUGUAAAUCGGCUCAGGAUCUUCCUUUGGAAAAUGGUGGCAAUGACACUGGAACACAAUUUAAAUUAAGUCCUUCCGAGAGAAAUGAACACACCAAUGCUUUAGACUGCCAUGAUGAAAGUACCACUGUAAACAUACCAUCAGAGGCACCAUGUCUCUGCACCUCUGCGGAGUCCAAGUCCACCUCUGGGAAAGCUGCUCUGCCUCAAAAUGCUGACGUUCAAAGCUUACCAGCUGUGUCUCAAAGUUUUGAAAAGGAGAAUGUUGAUGGCAUGACCACAGAUAACAAAAAUGUGGCCAAUGGGGAGGUAAAUAAGCAAGUGAUGGAAACUUUUGGACAUUCUAAUGCUGUUACAUUUCAGCCCAAAGGAAAUGACAACUUGAAAGGUGAUAGAAAAGUUAUGUAUAAAAAUGAAGAAACCUGCACAGAAAAUGAAGAAAUUAUUUUUGCAACUGAAUUAGAAAAUAAAAGCGUAAACAAAUAUGUUAAAACUUCUGUAGCUUUACAGAGCAAACCAGAUGAACAGGUAACUCUGGACCAAGAUGCAAAGCCUACUGUUUUCAAAAAGAAAAUGCAAGAUGCAGCCAUUCAGGCAUCUGUUGACAUUAGUGUUGAAGAGGUAAAUAAAUAUGUUGAAUUGAAUGGAUGCAGCACUGCUUCACCUCUACUGGAACAGAGUGUAAUGAAGCACCAUUUAAUAAAUUCUUCAGAAAACGAGCAACGUUUGCCCUGUAGCAAUGUGAGCCCCUGUAAACAGGAAGGACCGGUUAGGGAAAUUGCAACUUCUACCGAGAAAAUGGUCAUCGAAUGUGUUUUAGCUCAGUCUUCUGAGAAUGAUGAAUUCCAAAAUAUAGCAACAAGUCCCCCUGUAUAUAAAAGGGACUUGGAAUCCAAACCGAAGCCUUCUAAUGAGGUUACUCGUGAUUAUAUUCCAAAGAUUGGAAUGACAACUUACAAAAUUGUUCCUCAGAAAUCUUUGGAGAAACUACGAUUCUUUGAAGUCGAGCUUACACUGGAAUCUCCAAGCAAAACCCCAGAGGAAGAAGAGACAUCCACUGUGCCUGUUCAGGCUAUGAGAUAUGAGAGUGACCCUCAAAAAUAUUUAGAAACGCCACUUGGUCCCACUGUAAAUGUUUCACAAAUAAUGAAACAUAGUGAGGUCUCUGAGACUACUGAAAAUGUUGUUUAUGCAACUACCCAGCCAGCACAAGUAUGUAGCACAGAAAAAGAGGAGGCUGGUUUUGAUAGCCAGCUUUCUUCUCCAUCUGAACUUGAUGACCACCCUUCUUCACCUUUAGAUAUAAAUCAGAAGAAGGUGCCACCUGCUGUUAAACCAAAGCCUGGUUCUUUUCGUUUAUCAUUGCAAAAAAAACCUCCUGGAUACUAUGUGACCUCUGCAGCUUCUAAAUCCCUGAAUAACUGUACAGUUUCUGCUGCUAAUGAGAAGGAUGCUGGGGAUGAAAAGACAGAUGAAAUAAUUGCUGAAACUGAGUGUGGUUCACCUCCACUGCCUACCUUGUUGCCUGCUGUUCCUGAAGUAUCUACUAUUUACCAGAGUCCGCCAGAUUUAAAUAGGAGUGAUCAACCAGUUUCUAAAUGUUCAAGGCCUCUGAGUUAUCCAUAUAAAGAUGCUUCUGUACCAAGUUUCCAAAAACUUCGAAGCUUCACAGUCUCAAAAGCAUCCACUCGUACGUCUCCAUCUCCUUUUGCUCUUGCUGUAUCUUCAGCUGUAAAACGUUCACAAUCUUUAAACAAAGGGUCUAAUUUUAAUUCUCAGUCUUUCCAAAAACUUUCAAAUGCAUCGCUUGCACAAAGCAGUACGACAAAAGAACUGAAAGAACAUUCCAAGGAUUUUAACCAAUCUAUUUCAAGUACGAGGACUUUUGAGCAGGUUCCAUUUUCUUCUGACAUUAUUGCUGCUAAUGGCGACUCAGCUGCAAGUUCAUCACAGACAUAGUGGUCGUUGUUAAAGCCAAAUGCAACAUUGUGAACGUGACACGUUUCACUGCCAAAUCAAUAGGUACUUCUUGUUCUCAAGACAGAAGAGAAUUUGUAAUACUGGAAGCAAUAUUAAAGGCUCUGAAAUACUGUAAAUGAUGAUUGUGUUUUGAGGAAUCCUUGUUACAAAGUAAAACUUUAGAACAUAAAUCUAUUUGUAUUGCUUUACCAACUAAAAGUAUUCAUAUUUUGAAGAAAAAAAUAUUUAUAUAUUUUCCAGUUUUUGUUUCAAGAUGUGCAUUAUUGGGUUCAAAUGGUUAAUUUGAUGGAAAUACCACUUUUCAAUGUUGCUAUGUGUGUUUUAAACACAUUGCACAUUGCUAUUUUAAAGGGGUUUUAGUUAAAAUUAACCAGUUUUUUUAUGUUCAUGGGGACAUUUGACCAUAUUCUUUAAUAAAGAUGCAUAGAAUAAGUAAGUUAAGAAUAUAUUGUAUUAUUUAAUUUGAAAAGUACAGUUCUAAAAUAUUGUAUAGCUAUUAGUUGAAUAUUUGUCCUUUAAACAGAUAAUGUGUUUUUCUUUUGUCACAUGUUUUCGUAGUGCACCCUAUGUGUUAAUUGGAGUGUUCGUACACAUGAUGUACUCUGUCUUUUUUUGUUUUCAUAAUUUGUAACUACUUAAUCAUCAUUUUAAAACUUAAAUUAUGAUAGAUUCUAUUGGGGAAAAAUAAAUAUCAUUAUAAAACCUAUA